Penicillium expansum is the source of this 2007-nucleotide messenger RNA. Its product is annotated as Amino acid/polyamine transporter I. The transcript has 11 exons. Bases 1 to 2007 code for a protein of 668 amino acids. Gene Ontology annotation, molecular function: transmembrane transporter activity. Gene Ontology annotation, biological process: transmembrane transport. Lineage: Eukaryota; Fungi; Ascomycota; Eurotiomycetes; Eurotiales; Aspergillaceae. The record is from RefSeq and is a predicted model, not a curated record. Gene Ontology annotation, cellular component: membrane.
AUGCGACCGGAGAGUCCACAACCGCAAGAUCGUAUCGCCUCGUUUGAGAGAAUUCACACAAUGGAGGAAGAACACCCCGCGAAAGAUCUACUAGAGAUGGAGGGUAGUCCACGGGACCAGGAUGAUAUGACGCGUAUGGGAAAGAUACAGGAAUUGAAGCGCAACUUUCGACCUCUUGCAGCGUUGAGCUUUUCAGCGGUUCUUCAAGCUACUUGGGAGUUUGUACUAAUCUCUAACACACAAGGGCUUGAAAAUGGCGGCCUCGCUGGUGUAUUUUGGUCCUACAUGUGGACCUUCGUUGGAUUUGGCUUCAUCAUUGUUUCGCUAGCCGAGAUGGCCUCGAUGGCACCCACAUCAGGAGGCCAAUACCAUUGGGUAUCGGAGUUUUCCUCACCUCGUUACCAAAAGUUUCUGAGUUACACCACUGGAUGGAUGUCCGUACUAGCCUGGCAGGCAGGAGCUGCAUCGGGCUCGUUUCUGACUGGGACUAUCAUCCAAGGUCUGAUCUCACUCCGUGACCCGAGAUAUGAGCCCCAAAAUUGGCAAGGAACCUUGUUCGUAUUCGCAAUGAUAGCUGUCAUUUACUUUUUCAAUGUCUAUGCUGCAAGCUGGAUGCCGCGGAUCCAGAACAUCCUCCUCGCGCUCCAUCUGUUAUGCUGGGUUGUCAUUGUGGCUGUCUUAUUCGCCAUGGCUCCGCACAACUCCGCUCAAACCGUAUUCACCUCGUUCCACAAUGGUGGCAACUGGUCUUCUAUGGGUAUCAGCUUGAUGAUUGGCCAAAUCACAGCUAUAUACGGCUCACUGAGCUCUGACGCCACCGCACACAUGUCAGAAGAAGUCAAGGACGCUGGUUUCUACGUACCAAUCGCCAUUGCAUGGGGGUACUUCGGCAACGGAAUACUAGCCCUGAUAAUAAUCGUUGGAUUCCUUCUUGCUCUACCCUCAGUACCCGAUGCCCUCAACGACAGCACCGGAUUCCCCUUCCUAUACGUCUUCCGCCAAUUCCUCUCAACCUCCGGUGUGAACGGUCUCACGGCAAUAAUCUUGAUUCCAGUUAUCUUCAGUAACAUCCUUUUCAAUGCGUCAACUGCACGUCAGACAUAUGCGUUUGCACGGGAUCGUGGUCUACCAUUCGCAGACUGGAUUUCUCGAGUUGACCCUCGCCGUCGAAUCCCAGUACGAGCCAUCGCAAUCUCGUGCAUGAUCAGUGGCUUAUUAUCGCUGAUUAACAUCGGCUCGCAAGUUGCAUUCAAUGCGAUCAUCUCUCUCAACGUUGCUGCACUCAUGUACACAUACGCUGUUUCGAUCAGCUGCGUGAUUUACCGGAAGAUUGCCUGCCCUGAAACCCUACCUCCUCGACGUUGGAGUCUUGACCGGAAGUAUAACCUGGAUGACAAGGGGAAUGUCAAUAUUGAAGAUCUCCGGCUGAGCUCGAGCCUGUGCAUUGCCAUAUCUAACCACGAACCUCGCCGAGACGUUGAUUGGAUAACACCCCAACCGUAUCCGGCAAAUCUCAAAUCCAACGCAGAGGCUAUCGCUGCACAUGAUCUCGUUGCAGGUGUUCGCUAUGGGCCAAAUCUAACGCAACGGGAUUCUGUGAUCCCUCUACCCAACUCGAAGGUCAACCUAUCCCUCAAAUACCUGCAAGAAAAUAAGCACAAGAGAGAUAUCGAGUAUGAUAGCACCUACUAUCACUCACCUCUUGAGAGGUCCAAGAUCAAAGGAAAAGGAAGUUUCUCGGAGAAGUGCCAGGCACUUGAGUCGAUCCACUCCGUUUACGACCGCGUAGUGCAUGAUAUCGAUCGUCUUUUCACAACCCUCUCAGACGCAAAUGGGCUGAAGUCAACUGAGGAAGCAGAGGAAAGAACGAAAAUUGCCCGGGGGGCUGUUGUCGAAGUUGAGGAAAUUGAAACGAAGGAUAUGAAGAUUGUCGAAUCUACUAAACCCAAGAGGUCCCGUGUACGAAGGGGAAAAGGAAAAAGGGCCCUCGAUGUUGAGGAGACGUGA